Molecule: messenger RNA, 882 nt
Organism: Mus pahari (shrew mouse)
Lineage: Eukaryota; Metazoa; Chordata; Mammalia; Rodentia; Muridae
Product: vomeronasal type-2 receptor 26-like
Exons: 2
Biological process (GO): G protein-coupled receptor signaling pathway
Cellular component (GO): membrane
Molecular function (GO): G protein-coupled receptor activity
Source: RefSeq, a predicted model, not a curated record
GUUGCAGUGAUAGGAGGCUAUUCCACAGCAAUAACAGCUGAGAUCUCCCAAAUCCUAAGUCUCUACAAUGUCCCACAGAUCAGCUAUGCUCCUUUUGAUCAGAGUUUUGAAAGCAGAGUCCAGCUCCAGUCUCCUUACCAGUUUCCUGUGCACACCACAGCUCUGUGUCAGGGAAUUAUUCAACUGCUGCUAUACUUCACUUGGGUAUGGGUUGGCCUUGUAGAUCCAGGUGAUAUGANGGGAGAACUCUUCAUUAUGGAACUCACAGAAGAGAUGAUCAAGCAUGGACUUUGUGUUGCAUUUGCAGUAAAGAGUCCAAAAUUUCCUUUUCAGGACAAGGUACAUAUGCUAAUUUUUGGAAAAUAUCUCCCAUUGGCACAGGUUAUCCUUGCAUUUGGUGACUCUUAUGCUUUUUGGGGGAUUGUCCCUUAUGUCCAAUUGUGGAAUCAUGGUAAUAUCUGGAUCACAAAUUCUGAUUGGUAUACCAUAUUUCCUCAUUUCCAAAAUCAAGUUUAUACAUACUUUGGUGGAGGAUUAUUAUUUUCAGAUCACAUGGAUGAAAUUCUGGGAUUCAAAGAUUUUCUCAGAAGUCUUCAACCUAGAAAAUACCCUCAUAAUAUCUUUAUCCAGGAUAUGUGGUCGAUCUUAUUUGAGUGUCCAUAUUUGUUUCGGAACAAAGUCAGGGAACUAAGUCAAUGUGAGCCAAAUGGCAGCCUGAGCACACGACCUCUGCAUGUUUGGGAUAUGANUACCUCACCCUUGAGCUAUAAAAUCCAUGCUGCUGUGUAUGCCAUUGCCCAGGCCCUCCAUGAGGAGCUGUCACUCAGAGUGGAAGGAGAUUCAUUUGACAAAGGUGUACUCCAGUCUGUUCUCCCAUGGAAG